Molecule: messenger RNA, 1669 nt
Organism: Caenorhabditis elegans
Lineage: Eukaryota; Metazoa; Nematoda; Chromadorea; Rhabditida; Rhabditidae
Gene: F08F8.10
Product: Nuclear transcription factor Y subunit
Source: RefSeq, marked reviewed
AUGCUUCCAGCUACCGAAGGACCAUCAGCAUCGUAUCAAACAAUUCAAGAUGCGAAUCCAACCAAAUUUAUAAAUAAGGGGAUACAACCGCGAAUUCCAAAGAAAAUUAUGAAUCCAAAGAGUCCAUUUUACAAUUUAAUUCUCGAGACUGGAAUGGAAAGACAGUUGGAUGGAAAAUAUGUGUUAGAGGAAGAAGCAAAAUUGACACCGAUUGAGGAAAAGGCGAAGAAUAAUUACGUGAGAAGGAUGACAGUGCACAACCCCCGUUUCCUUAAGCUUACCGAAAAAAUUCAAAAAAAUAGAACUUUCCGACUUCGAAAAGUUUGGCUCCUUAAUAAAGAAACAAUGAUGCGUAACGUUAACCAAGUAAAACUCGCUCAACAAUUAUCGAGGGAAGCUAAAAAAGAAUCAAAACAAAGGUGUUACGCACAACAUCUUCAGAAAGUUAAGCGAAAAAAGGGAGCUACUACUGAAGAAUCAACUGAUAUUGACCAAGGAGGUGAAGAACAGUAUUAUGAUGAAGAUGAAGAAAUUGAAUUUAAUCUUACUGGUGAACAACACAAAUAUCAGUAUCUUGGGUACGACAGGAUGAACGACAACAAGGCGCGGAAAAAAGCAGCCAAGCUCAUUUCGUAUCCUGGGUACACCGGAUCAACGUUAAAUACGUCUAAUGUAUAUCAAACAUACCCAGAGAACGACUAUUCGUUCUUUCCUGCUCCAGCGCCUUCCUCUUUGUCAUCCUUCAAUCCAUUUGGACAAACUAGCCCAUCUUCAGCUCUAACUACUGCAUUUGGAAUUCCACCGCCAACUACAUAUUCAUCUCAUCAACAGAGUUCUACUUAUUCUCCAAUUGUUCAAAGCAUUUCAAGUCAACCAACCGCUGGAUUUACAAAUCCUUACAGUCAGCUAGCCUCGAACUUCAGUACAAGUUCAUUCGAUUCUUCGGCUCCAGUUUCUCCAGUUCCGACACAAGUUGCACUGGAAGUUUCUGAGCAAGAACUUUCUAGACAAAAAAGACUUAUGGAGAUUGAAGAAGAGCUAAAGGCGAUCAAUGGAAGAAAAUUGCAAAUUCAAAUGGAAGCUGAAAUCAAACAAGCAGAAGCUGAACUGGCUCAGAAACAACAAAUGAUGGAAAUUCGUGAAAGAGAGCUCAGGGAUAGAGAGUAUUUCGAGAUUGGGCGUAGAUCACAAUUAGAACAGAAUAGCUAUGCUUCUCAAUACUGUGGCCGUUCAGACUACAGUAAUCAUCACUCCUCCUAUCACGAUUCUCAUCAUCCACAGGAUGACUUUUAUUAUCAAGAUGGCCGUCCGAUGAAAGCUAAUAAAAAUCCGAACUCGUUCGGUUCUCGGCGCCGUGGAAGACAUCACUCAGGGCAAAAUUUCGAUGUAGAUGAACAUGAGUAUUAUGACGAUGAUCAUGGAGCACGCGAAGGUUCAUCCUCUUGGAAUCGGCCGGUUGACUCCCAUCAUUAUCAAGGAAAAAUUAAGCCCGCAUUCCCAAAAAAGAGUCGCGGUGGGAAUAAGAAGUAUCCUAAAAAUCAAUAUCAACACGGAGGAAUGGAAUAUGACUAGAAGGAAUGUAGUGGCGAUUUCCAUUUGUAAAUGUUUUAAUACUAGUGUUAUAAAUGUUAUGCUUUGUUCAACUAAUGAAUAAAUUAUAAUUUUUCCC